This is a messenger RNA of Neoarius graeffei (lesser salmon catfish), 1977 nucleotides long. Its product is annotated as adhesion G protein-coupled receptor E5-like. The record is from RefSeq and is a predicted model, not a curated record. Lineage: Eukaryota; Metazoa; Chordata; Actinopteri; Siluriformes; Ariidae. Gene Ontology annotation, cellular component: membrane. Gene Ontology annotation, biological process: cell surface receptor signaling pathway; adenylate cyclase-activating G protein-coupled receptor signaling pathway. The transcript is spliced from 4 exons. Gene Ontology annotation, molecular function: G protein-coupled receptor activity. Bases 249 to 914 code for a protein of 221 amino acids.
AGUUAUUCUAACUGAGAUGAAAUAAAAAUGAAAUGAAUUUAAAUGGGUACCUAGUUAUCAGUCAAAAGGUAUCGGCCUGUAUCGACACUUGUGUGCGUAGUAACCUGACACAAUAUGGCUGCAUCGCGCCAUUCACAAUAAUAUCUAUUAACCAGGUGUUCUAACAACAUUCUUCUUUCUUUCCACAGAUAUGGAAGCUAGUACUGGACUGGCUUUGGGAUUUUUUCUAUUUGUCAUUUGGUCUGUGGAUGUUCAUUGAAGCCAUCCUGCUCUUCAUAUCUGUGAAGAACCUAUCAAAUAUCAGAUCAAUGCAGGGGGAGGGGUUUAGCUGGAAAUGGUUAAUUGCGAUUGGAUACUGUGUGCCCCUGGCUCUGGCGACUCUGCUGUUCGUGCUUCUGAGGUUUGCUGGAAGCCAAACAUGUAUCGAGGUAUCUUGGGACUCAAAAACUAAGGGUUUUGUUUAUUCAGUUUUUCUCUGCAUUACUGCAUUAAACUUCAUCUUCUUCAUCAUCAUCAUCAUCAUCUUGAGCUUCACUAUAAUACGGCAGAAACUUCAGAACUUACAGAGGAGUAACACCAAUAAUCAAAAACUCGUACUAUCUGUGAUGUUUAAAAGCCUGGCCCAGUUUUUUAUCCUCGGCUGCCCUUGGAUUCUUUUAUUUUUCUCCAACGAUUAUAGAUCAUCAUAUGUCUGGAUGUUCUUCGCUAGCCAGCAGGGCACCUUCAUCUUCCUGGUCCACUGUCUCUUCAACCAAGAGGUCAGGCAGCAGUACAGGAAGUACCUGGAUGCUUUUUGCUGCACCAACAAACCUAACACCGCUACAGCAGAUGUGCAGAUGAGCAGCGACUCAGGGGACAACAUGAACGUCCACAGGGCUGUUCCUCCCAGGGUUACAUUGUCAGUGAUUAGCUGAGCUUUUUCAUAUUUUUGAUGCACAUGUUUUUUUGGUUUAGAACUUUUAUUGCUCUUUUAAUUCAUAUAUAUCUUCUUUUUGUUUUUGGUUUUCUGCAUUGUAAACAAAGAGCAACUUUAAUUUUCUUAUAACUUUACUAAAAUGUCAAUCUGUUAAAAGAUGGAAUCAGGUUAGGAUCAGGAUGUGUGAGGUAUGGAUAUGGAUAUGGACUUGUCAGGUCAGGCAUCAUUUAAUCUGCCAGCAUUUCUGUCUUUUUUGUAAAUAUUUUUAACAUAACAUUUAGAAACAUUACCACAAUAACACAUCACAUAACAGAGCAAAACAUUAUUACUGCAAAUGUUUUUAGAAUAUUGCAGAAACGUUAUUUCACAAUUUUUCGCCAAAGGUGAAGUUAAUGUCAGUGAAUAAUAAGCGAGAUGAAGUCGAGGUCGAGAUUAUUCUUCACCAAUAUUCACUGAGCCUGAGGCAGAUAAUUGUUUUAGUAUAAUUACACAGGUGAUUAUUUUUUUUAAAAAUCAUUCAUUUCAAACUUCAAAAGUGGCAUGCAAAUAUGAUAAUGGCACGGCGUAGAUUUGUGUCGCUUCUCUACGCCGAGUCACAUAAAAUCCUUUGUUUUGAAAUCGAUAAAAUAAAUCACAAUCCCACCUUACCUUUGAAUAGUUUCAGACCAAAUUUCUGAGCAAUUUUAGUGUGACGAAGUGAUCAGCCGCCAUUUUGCCGAGUCGCUCGAGGUGAUUAUUGAGAAAUAGAAUCUCUCGACCAAUCAGAGCACGCGAUUUUCUAUAAUCACCUGUGUAUUUAUACUAAUUUUAGUUACAACGAUAGUUUUUGAAGGACAUGUCAAAUGCGUCUGGACUAGGUUUAGAUUUAGGUAGAGAAUUAUUUAAAAUCAACACCAGGAUUACUGGCACCAUUCAAACAAGUCUAUGAAAUCUAUUUCCACUGAGACAAAUAAUUUCAGAAGAACUGUGUGUGUGUGUGUGUGUGUGUGUGUAGAUCAGUUUCUCUCCUCUUCAAUAAAAUGGUAAAUGCAGAUCUGAGAAGAUAAAAGUGAAUAAACAGA